This is a messenger RNA of Podospora pseudocomata, 1397 nucleotides long. RefSeq lists its product as uncharacterized. The transcript has 3 exons. The coding region runs from base 327 to 1397 and encodes 356 amino acids. The record is from RefSeq and is a predicted model, not a curated record. NCBI's taxonomy places the organism in Eukaryota, Fungi, Ascomycota, Sordariomycetes, Sordariales, Podosporaceae.
CAAUCUUCGCAGACUCCUUCCCACAGUUCUACCAUUCAGGACCACCAUGCUGCUUACCACCGGUUUAUCUUCAAAGGUUACCGGCGGCUGGUUCAUCCUUGCCCAUCGGUGGUUUGUCUUCAGCGUUUCAGGCUGCGCCUCAAGCGCUGUGCAUCUAGUACAGUGCUUGGACGAGUCUCACUAAUGAUGGCCUUGUCACCCAUACUGUGGUCUCGUCAAUGGCCCGCUGUUGACUGGGAUGAUAUUCAUCUGUCCCUUUGCAUUAAACUCUAACUCCUUGCCUUCGAAUUCGACGUUUCGGCUUUUCUUCGUCACCAGGCCUCGGCAUGGAUAACGACAACAGCAACUCCCGUCCCAACUUUGUCGAUGACUCCGCGCGCAACUUCGAUCGCGUCUCUGAUCACGACCCUGAUCACGACUCUGAACACAACCCCGAUACCCCAUCUGAUUGCCCAUGGGUUGGCUUUUGUGUCCCUCGCCGGUGUCGCCUUUGCACCUACCUAAUUGAGCCUAACGAAUGGAUGGUAGCUACCAUUUACUCUGCGUUCAUAAAUAAUGAGCAUAGUAUUGAAGAUGUACCAAGAUUGAAGGAGGAGUUCAGGCCAUGCCCUCCAGCCUGUGCUCAUGAUCAGUCUUAUUUGAACGGAUCUGUCCCUGUAUAUCACGCAGAAUGUUUCGACUAUGCAAGCAAUCCUCGACACGACCUCCUCACCAUCACUGCCUUCUCGUUCGAACCAAUGCCAUCAUACGAUAUCAAACGAAAAAAGAGGAUGGUGCAGCUUCUGGCUACCAAAAUGGGUGAUAUGUGGUGUCACCUUCCUCAUGAGCUGUGCCUUAUGAUAUCCGAGCUUGUGUACACGAUUGCUACGCUACAAGGACUGUAUACUGCCCGUGAAGACCUACACCACAACCUGGAUUUCUCGCAAACCAUCUGGGCACGGUAUAUUGACAUUGGGGUUUAUAAAUACGUCUGUGAACUCUCCAGCAUAUGUCGAGCGCAAUGCUUUCGGAAAUUGUACGACCCGGAAAUGACCCCCGAUGUCAACAUCUUCUAUGUGCUAGAAGAUCACCUGGGCAUGCGGGACCUGCUCUUUUCUAGUACCGAUAGCAAGCAAAUGAAUCUUUCAUCCGACCAUCUUGAACCAGGAUUCUGGUGGCGGGUUCUCUCGUCCCCCCAGGUACUCCAGGCAGAAUACGAUGUAAGUGCCUCUUAUUCAUCCGAGGGUACACUUGGCCGACCAUUUUCCAUUUAUAAAUGGCGUGAAACUCCGAAUUAUGGUGAAUGCGUCCACAUAUUCAUCGAAUCUCCACAAUAUGACAUUCUCCGCGCCAUUGCCGCGGGAGAACGUAGCUGCCCUCAAGCUGUAUUGCCGCCCUCUAUAUCCUCUGCAACCUGA